AGAAAGGAUGACAGGAUCAAUAGAGAAGAUGAAGAAGGCAUAUAUAUUGGCAAAGAGAUAUGAAUGGGAAGAGUUUGGAAAAUUCUUCCGGGAAAACAAGGAGCUAUUGGACAAGGAAAUUGAUCUGCACAAGAGCACUGCAUUCCACUAUGCUGCACACUGCGGGAGGCCAAGCAUGUACAAGGAGAUGCUAGAGAUGGUGGAUGAUCCAGUAGGAAUCCAACACGUGCUGAGGUUGCAGGAUGACAUGGGGAACACGCCGCUUCACGAGGUGGCCUUUGUCGGAGAGGUGGAGAUGACUGACCACAUACUAAAGUACAAUGAUGAUGAUAGUGAACAGUUUAAACCCUUGCUGUUCAUGAAGAACAACCUUGGUGAGACUCCUGUUUAUAGAGCUGCUGCACUUGGCAAGACCAAGUUGCUUCAACACUUUGUUUGUGUCUUGAACAUUGACUUAAGCCCACAUUUUCACCGAAAUGAUAGUAUGUCCAUUCUUCACACUGCUGUUAUUGACCAAUUCUUUGGCACCGCUUUAUGGCUAUUGAAAAGGUAUGGGGAUGAGCUUGCUGAUCUAAAGGAUGACAGUGGACUAACAACUCUUCAAUUGCUAGCAACAAUGCCUUCUACAUUUAGGAGUCAAACCCAAAUGGGAGCCUUCAAAAAUUUCAUAUAUCCUAUGCUUCCUAAGUAUCAAGAUUAUCAAUUCUACCAAGAUGAGGAACCUAUUAAGAGAAGGGAAGACUUAGAAAGUGGUGAGAAAGGCAUAAAUCAAUGGUCUCACCCAUACCAAGGGAAUCACUCAGCUUUCUUUUGGUUGUGGUAUUCUAUGUGGAAGGCUAUGGCCAAAGAAUGGAAGGGGAUUGAAAAACUUUGGAGGAAAAAAGAAAUGCACAAGUUAGCAGAGGAACUUGUUCGCUUAUUAGCAGAGAAAGACAAAUCAUGGCAACAGACCUCUAUUGCAACAGACAGGACAGUUUCCAUGGGAAGUGCAGGUUCUUUCAAAAGGGAACAAAAAGGAAAAGAGAAAAAAGAUCAAGCAUCAGAAAAACAAGAAGAGAAAUCAAAGGAUCAGCAAAAGCAUGCUGAGAAACCUGCUUAUACACCAUUGCUUAUGGCUGCUUGCAAUGGAAUCCUGGAGAUAGUUGAAGUAAUAAUUCGUUUUCAUCCUCAGUCAAUCGAGCACGUUAGUGACGACGAGCAGAAUAUAUUGUACAUGGCUGUCAAACACCGGCAACUGGAGGUUUAUAGGCUGUUGAAGAAACUGAAGAUGGUGAGAAGGCUUGCAGGGAAAAUAGACAAGUUAGGGAACACUGUCCUACAUUACACUGCAGAGUUUCAAGGGGGACACCAACCUGGCUAUGCUCUCCAGUUACAAGAGGAGUUACAUUGGUUUGAACGCAUAGAAAAGAGGCUGCCUUACCAUUACACCAUCCACUACAACAAGGAGGAUAACAAAACCGCAAAGCAACUUUUCCAGGAAAGGCAUAACGACCUGUUGAGGGAAGCUCGCAAUUGGAUAAAAGAAACAGCUCAGUCAUGCUCUGCGGUGGCUGUCCUUGUGGCCACCGUGGUGUUCGCAGCAGCCUACACUGUCCCCGGAGGGACGGACGACAAUGGCCUCCCUAGGUUCCUCCAUCACCCCAUUUUCUUGGUGUUCACAAUCAUGGAUGUUGUGUCUCUGGCAAGCUCAUUGGCUUCGGUUGUUAUGUUCCUCUCAAUCCUCACAUCUCCCUGUGAGAUGUGGGAUUUCCGGAGCUCUCUGCCGCGAAAACUAAUGGCAGGUUUCGCCUUCUUGUUCUUCUCAAUGGCCACAACAAUGAUGUCGUUCAGUGCAACUGUUCUUAUCAACAUCAAGUUGGAGAAGAACAAAUGGACUUCAACAUUGACUUACAGUGCAGCUUUCUUCCCUGUCAGCAUAUUUGCAAUGAUGCAAUUCCCUUUGUAUGUUGCCAUGAGAGGAUGUCUUAGGAGCACCCUCAAGAGGCUUAAGAAGAUCACUCCUCGCUACAUCCGCAAUCUCCUCAAAAGGAGUAAGAGAAAGAAAAUAUGGGAUAUUUGAAUUGGAUAGAUUAAUAUAAGAUGCAAGAAUAUAUGUUUCAUUGGAGAGUAGAAAUACA
Molecule: messenger RNA, 2117 nt
Organism: Arachis duranensis
Lineage: Eukaryota; Viridiplantae; Streptophyta; Magnoliopsida; Fabales; Fabaceae
Exons: 6
Coding region: 8-2059 (683 amino acids)
Molecular function (GO): protein binding
Source: RefSeq, a predicted model, not a curated record